CGCAACCGCCCGGGCGGGACGUUGCCCGCUUGGCUUGCAGGUUUCCUUAGAGACCGAAGCGGCCCCGGCGGCGGCGGUGGUGGCGGCGGCUGGGCAGCCACCACAGCCGUGAGGCUGGAGAAGCCAAGAUGUCGUCGAAGGGAAAAGACAAAACGAAACGCAAGAGCAAAAGCAAAAACAAGAAUGUAUUAAUAAUAAAACCAGAUGAAUCUGUAGUGCAAAGAGCCAAGGCCAAUGCCUCCCUUUGGGAAGCCAGAUUGGAAGUCACAGAACUGUCCAGGAUUGAGUAUCGUGAUACUUCCCGGAGACUGGCAAAAAGUAAUGAGGAGUUGAAGAAACAGCAGUAUAAAAUGGAGAAAGAUACAAUGUCUGUAUUAAGCUACCUGAAGAAGCAGGAUCAGGAGAAAGAUAAUAUGAUUGACAAACUGAAACAGCAAUUGACUGAAACAAAGGAAAAAGCCCAAGAGGAGAGGGAAAAAUUGGAACAAAACUAUACCAUGCAAAUAAAGGAGCUGGAGGCACAGUUCUAUCAAAAAGCCAAAGAAAUUGGCAUGAUUCAGACAGAGCUGAAGACAAUAAGACAAUUUCAAAAGAGAAAAAUCCAAGUGGAAAAAGAAUUAGCUGAUCUGAACAAGAAUUUAAGGAACACAGAGCGGAAACAUCAGGAGACUCUUAGAAGACUGGAAGGCAGGUUUUUUGAAGAAAAGCACCGUCUAGAAGAAGAGGCUGAAAAGAAGAUAAUCACGCUGGCAGAGAGAGCCCACCAUGAAGCUGUUGUGCAACUGAACAAUGCUGGAAGAAAUGUUUUUAUAGAGAAUGUUUCUCUCCAGAAAGCUCUUGCAUACCACCUAAAGGAAGCUGAUGCUCUUCAAAAAAGCUCCCAGAAGUUGCAAGAGAGUCAUACUGUCCUUUUACAUCAAAAGGAGAUCAAUGAUCUGUUGGUUAAGGAAAAGAUUAUGCAACUUACUCAGCAGAGAUCACAAAUCCAAACUCUUAAGAAGAAGGUGGUAAGCUUGGAGACUGCUCUGAAUUGCAUGACCAGAGAGUUUGAGACUGAAGUUUUAAAACUGCAGCAACAGGCAACGAUAGAGAACCAAGCAGGUCGGGUAGAAAUUGACAAGCUGCAGCAUAUUCUUCAGAUGAAGGACAAGGAAAUGAAUCGAGUGAAGAAGCUGGCCAAGAACAUACUGGAUGAAAGAACAGAAGUGGAAAGAUUCUUUUUAGAUGCUCUGUACCAAGUGAAGCAGCAGAUCUUGUUUAGCAGGAAGCAUUAUAAGCAGAUAGCACAAGCUGCUUUCAAUUUAAAAAUGAGAGCAGCAUGUGCAGGAAAAACAGAAUAUCCCCCAAUCAGAACAUUUGAUGGUAGAGAGCACAGUACCAAUAGUGUGAAUCAGGAUCUUAUGGAGGCCGAGAAAUGGACAGAUAUUCAAGGAAAUGUGGAUAUUGGAGAUUUGACCUGGGAGCAGAAGGAGAAAGUCUUGAGAUUGCUCUUUGCAAAAAUGAAUGGUUUUGUUCCUAGGAAAUACAGCCAGAGUUCUAGACCUCCAGUUCCAGACUAUGUUGUUUCUGACAGUGGAGAAAGAAAGGAAUUUGGGGAUGGAAGUAAGCUUCAAGAUGAAACCUUCAUCACGCAGCAAGUUCCAAUAUCAGACUCUUCUGGUGAAAUGGUGCUACCCAAUAUUCCAAAAGAAUCACAAUAGUCUGACAUAGGGAUCUUCUGAGAAGCACUGAUAAACAUAUGACCCCACAGAAGCUGCUGGAUGGCCCUUCCUUGGAGAAUUCUUGUUCCCGAAUAUGUUCACAUUUCUUAAAGGGGAAAAAAAAUUUUAACUCAAAAGUUACCUGUUUGCCAUAGAAAUUGGUGUCUCCCCUGAAGGAAGAUCGAGAGCCAGUGAAUGAGAACAUUGGCAAAGGCACUGGAAUGGGGACAUUCACUCCCACCUAAAGCAGAACAAAUACACAUCAAAUAUUAAGUGAAAGACUCAAACAAGGGAACUCUCCAUUUAAAAGCACAAAGACAUCAGAGACCAUCUUUAAAUACCCAUCUUCCACCCCCGCCUCUACGUCAUGAAUUUUUAUUUCCGAGGAAGAUAUAGAGCAUUGCCGGAGGUUAGCGGGGCAAUCUUUAAACAAGUUGCAGUGAUUGAUCACUGUUUACUGUUUCCUCUUUGGAAAUAGUAAAUGGCUAUAAAAAUCUCCUAAAAAUUCUCUUCACAAACCUGUCCAACAUCCACCAGGUGGGAAUAUUUCCGAGCAGUGGCUCCAUUGGUGGUGAAGAUGGCAGUUCCAUUUCCAUAUGGGUUGUCAUUUACAAUCUUGAUGGCUUCAUCCAAUGUUUCUGUCUCCAGAACCACAAGAACUGGACCAAAAAUCUCCUCUUUGUAACAGGUCAUAUUUGGCUACCAGGAGUGAUGCAUCCAGAAAAGAAUUCAGCUUUUUAGAUUCUGA
Lemur catta (Ring-tailed lemur) is the source of this 2448-nucleotide messenger RNA. RefSeq names its product basal body orientation factor 1 (gene BBOF1). The transcript is spliced from 12 exons. The coding region runs from base 129 to 1700 and encodes 523 amino acids. Lineage: Eukaryota; Metazoa; Chordata; Mammalia; Primates; Lemuridae. The record is from RefSeq and is a predicted model, not a curated record.